This is a messenger RNA of Linderina pennispora, 4683 nucleotides long. RefSeq names its product Pentafunctional AroM protein. Gene Ontology annotation, biological process: aromatic amino acid biosynthetic process; chorismate biosynthetic process. The record is from RefSeq and is a predicted model, not a curated record. NCBI's taxonomy places the organism in Eukaryota, Fungi, Kickxellomycota, Kickxellomycetes, Kickxellales, Kickxellaceae. The coding region runs from base 1 to 4683 and encodes 1560 amino acids. Gene Ontology annotation, cellular component: cytoplasm. Gene Ontology annotation, molecular function: shikimate kinase activity; 3-phosphoshikimate 1-carboxyvinyltransferase activity; shikimate 3-dehydrogenase (NADP+) activity. The transcript has 2 exons.
AUGAGCAAGACCGAAUUGCAGCUGGCUGAGGUCGAGAAAAUCCCGGUCCUCGGAUCCGACAGCAUCGUGUGCGGGUUCCACCUAACCGACUAUAUCUGGCACGACAUUUUCACUAACCUCACCAAGGCGUCGACGUACGUGCUGAUCACCGACACCAACCUGGCACCACUGUACCUCCACAAGUACCAGGAUAGCUUCGCGCGCGCAUGGGCAUCGAUCAACGGCUCCAAGGCGUCGCCGCGGCUGCUGGUGCGAGUGCUGCCGCCGGGCGAGACGAGCAAGUCGCGGGCGACUAAGGGCGAGAUCGAGGACUGGAUGCUCUCGCAGCGCUGCACACGCGACACGAUGGUGCUGGCGCUGGGCGGCGGUGUGAUCGGCGAUCUGGUAGGGUUUGUGGCGGCGACGUUCAUGCGCGGGGUGCCGUUCAUCCAGAUUCCGACGUCACUGCUGGCGAUGGUGGAUUCGUCGAUCGGCGGAAAAACGGCGAUUGACACGCCGGCGGGCAAGAACCUGGUGGGGGCAUUCUGGCAGCCGAAGCGGAUCUUCAUGGACAUGGCAGUUCUCAGCACGCUGCCAGCGCGCGAGUUCUCCAACGGCAUGGCCGAGGUGGUCAAGACGGCGGCGAUCUGGAGUCCCGAGGAGUUCGAUGUGCUGGAGGCCAGCGCCGAGAGCGUACGCAAGGCAGUGCUGCAGGGGCAGAGUGGCGAUGGGCUCGAGGGUCUGACGAUUGCAACCCGCUCCGAGGCCCAGAAGAUGCUGCUGCGGGUGAUUGCUGCGUCAGCCCGAGUCAAGGCGUAUGUGGUGACACACGACGAGCGCGAGUCGGGCAUGCGCGGGCUGCUGAACUUUGGCCACUCGAUCGGCCACGCUAUCGAGGCCAUUGUGUCGCCGCAGGUGCUGCAUGGCGAGUGCGUGGCCGUGGGCUGCGUGCUGGAGGCAGAGCUUUCCCGCCGCCUCGGCUACAUUGGCGAGGUCGGUGUGGCGCGGCUGACGCGCUGCCUGCGCGCCUACGGUCUGCCGACAGCCAUCGACGACCCGAUCAUCCGCAGGCUGGUGGGCGAUGCCAAGCUGAAGGAGGUGCGGCCGGCCCGGCUCAUGGAGGUGAUGCGUGUCGACAAGAAGAACGUCGGCACACAGAAGCGCAUUGUGCUGUUGAAGCGCCUCGGCGAAUGUGUGGAGCUCAAGCCCUCGAAUGUCGAUGACGCAAUGAUCGAGGAGGUGAUUUCGGCCGGCGUCCUGGUCAAGCCGGUUGGCGACUCAGCUAGCGGCUCGCCGGUGGUGGUGGUGCCACCUGGCAGCAAGUCGAUCUCGAACCGCGCGCUGGUUCUGGCGGCGCUGGGCUCGGGCGAGUGCCGCAUCCGCAACCUGCUGCAUUCCGACGACACCCAGGUGAUGCUGAGUGCGCUGCAGGACAUGGGCGGCUGUGGGUUCUCGUGGGAGGACGACGGCGACACGCUGGUGGUGCGUGGCGGCGGCGGCCAACUCAGCGUGCCGGGCAGCGAGCUGUAUCUGGGUAAUGCCGGCACGGCAGCACGCUUCCUGACGACGACGGUUAAUCUGAUCGGCGGGGAUUCCGGCGAAACGGUCCUGACCGGCAAUGCGCGCAUGAAGCAGCGCCCGAUCGGCCCGCUGGUCGACGCCCUGCGUGCCAACGGCUGCCAAAUCGUGUACGAGGAGAGCCAGGGAUCGCUGCCCCUACGCGUGACGCACACCGGCAAGGGAUUCCCGGGCGGCACGAUCGAGCUGGCGGCCACAGUCAGCUCGCAGUAUGUGUCCUCGAUUCUGCUGUCGGCGCCGUAUGCGCAGACGCCUGUGCAUCUGGUUCUUGUCGGCGGCAAGGUGAUCUCGCAGCCGUAUAUUGACAUGACGAUAGCCAUGAUGGCCCAGUUUGGCGUCAAUGUCGAGCGUGUGUCGGAGAAGGAGUAUCUGAUUCCAACCAUGCCGUACACCAACCCGGCCGAGUAUGUUGUGGAGAGCGAUGCUAGCUCGGCUACGUACCCGCUGGCAUUUGCUGCCAUCACCGGGUCGACGGUCACGGUGCCGAACAUCGGCUCGGCAUCGCUGCAGGGAGACGCGCGGUUCGCUGUGGAUGUGUUGCGGCCCAUGGGCUGCACGGUCGAGCAGACCGCCACAUCGACUACAGUGACCGGCCCGGCACGCGGCGUGACGCGGAUCCGCGGCAUUGCCAACCAGCAUGUCAAGGAGUGCGAUCGCAUUGCGGCCAUGUGCGACGAGCUGGCUAAGUUUGGCGUCACAUGCGAGAACCAUGCCGACGGUAUCGACGUCCACGGAGUCAGGAUCAGCGAUCUGGGUCCGGUUUCUCCUAGUGUGCACUGCUACGACGACCACCGCGUGGCCAUGAGCUUCUCGAUUUUGUCGUGCGUGGCUCCGCUGGGCGCUGAGAUCCGUGAGCGCCGGUGUGUUGGCAAGACGUGGCCGCAGUGGUGGGACGUGCUAGCCCGCGAUCUGGGCGCGCCCACCGCCGGUUCGGAUCCCGAGCCGCUCGAAGCUGAGCACAAGGAGACGGCCGUGGCAGCCAAGCCCAGCAUUGUCAUCAUUGGCAUGCGCGGCGUUGGCAAGUCGACACUAGGUCAGGCAGCAGCUGAGGCUCUGGGCCUUGAGUUUGUUGACAUGGACGCGUACCUGGAGAGCAAAAUCAGCAAGACCAUCCCCGAAAUCAUCAAAGCUGACGGCUGGCCAGCCUUCCGCGACCACGAGCGUGCCAUGCUUGUGCAGGCACUGGAGCAGGAGCAUCCAGAGGGUGCUGUGAUUGCCUGCGGCGGAGGUGUAGUCGAGAGCGAGCAGAACCGGGCGUAUCUGAAACAGUACGCCAAGACCGGCGGCGCCGUCGUGUGCCUGACGCCCAACAUGAAGCACGUGGCCGAGUACCUGGAGCAGGACAAGACCCGCCCGGCAUAUGCCAUCACCAGCGAUAUCUAUGAGGUGUACCAGAAACGCCGCCCGCUGUACGCCGAGUGCUGCAACUACGAGUUCCUGGUGGACAAGUCGCUGGUAGCUAAUGCGUGGCCAGUGAUUGAGCGGGACUUUGUGCGGCUGCUGAAUUUUGCCACUGCGCGCAGCCUCAACCGCGUCGAUCUCAGCAGCCCGUCGUUCUUUGUCUCACUGACUGCUGACGACGUGCGUGCAUACCUGCCUGAUACCCUGGGUGACGUCACUGCCGGAUCACAGGCCAUCGAGAUGCGUGCGGACUUGUUGCUCAACAACCAGCAGUUUGCUGCAGCCGACCUGAGGCAGCCAGACGUGCAGGAGGCCUUUGUCGAGUACGUGCAGUCGCAGUUCACUCUGCUGCGUCACAGCUCAAGCCUACCGGUUGUGUUCACAGUGCGUACCGAGCCGCAGGGCGGCAGGUUCCCGGGCUCGGCUGAUGCCCUGCGCUCCCGGCUGCUGCACCUGGCGGUGCGCUGGGGCGCCGAGUAUGUCGACGUGGAAAUCGACAACAUUGUGGCCGCCAAAGUGUUUGCAGGAAAGCAAAACUCGCUGGUGAUCUCCUCGUACCACGACACUGCAGGCACCAGGCUGACAUGGACUGACUGCGAGUUUGCCAACGAGAUCCUGGCCCGUGGCCGUGCGUGCGGCGACAUUGUCAAGCUGAUCUCCGUGGCCAAUGCGUGGGAGGACAACUUGAAGUGCCUGCAGUUCACGCAGAGGCACCACUCGGCUGCUGCUCCGCUGAUUGCGCUCAACAUGGGCUAUACUGGCCAGAUGUCGCGCGUGCUGUGCCCGUGCCUGACGCCGGUCACCCACCCGGCACUGACGGCAGCCGCGGCGCCUGGCCAGAUCAGCGUGCAGGAAAUUAGCCAGGCGCGCUCACUGAUGGGCAAACUGCCGGCCCGCAGCUUCUACCUGUUUGGCACGCCAAUCCAGCACUCGCCGAGCCCUGCCAUGCACAACGCUGGCUUUGCUGCCCUGGGUCUGCCGCACAUGUACCGUCUGAACGAGACAUCCUCUGCUGACCCACUCAAAGCGGUGAUUGCUGCGGCUGAUUUUGGCGGCGCCUCGGUCACGAUCCCGUACAAGCAGGAGAUCAUCCCGAUGCUGGACGAGCUGACCGACGCGGCCCAGACGAUCGGCGCUGUCAAUACCGUUAUUCCAGAGAUCCGCAACGGGAAGCGCGUGCUGGUCGGCGACAACACUGACUACCUGGGCAUCUGCGGCUGCCUGGAGCGUGCGCGGGCAACCGCCGGUACGCAGAAGUUCACCUCUGCCACUGCUUUGGUCAUUGGCGCCGGCGGCACCUCUCGCGCUGCGCUCUAUGCGCUCUACACUCUGGGCGUUCGCAAUGUCGCACUAUUCAACCGCACUGCUUCGCGCGCCCACCAGCUGGCCAACGAAUUCUCAGGCCUGCUGAAUGUCUCUGUGGUUGGGCAGUUGCUGGAUGCCGCUGAGCUGAAGCCGACGUAUAUUAUUGGCACCAUCCCCGGAUGCGACUUGGUGAUCCCCGAGCAGCUGUUUGGCGAGAACGGCGUUGCUUUGGAUAUGGCGUAUAAGCCGCGGUGGACGCCGCUGCUGGAGACUGCGCAGAGAAACAAAUGGAAUGUCGUGCACGGCGUCGAGGUGCUGGUGGAGCAGGGUGUGCAUCAGCUGGCCAAGUGGACAAAGCUGAGUCCGCCUGUCCGCAUCAUGCGUGAGGCAGUUUAUAGCAAGUACGACGCCGAGUUCUAA